Cylindrotheca closterium is the source of this 1923-nucleotide messenger RNA. The record is from the annotation of a GenBank genome assembly. NCBI's taxonomy places the organism in Eukaryota, Bacillariophyta, Bacillariophyceae, Bacillariales, Bacillariaceae.
AUGACUUUUCAUGACCUUACAACAACACUUACACCGUCUUAUGAUCUUCACCCACUCUUGGGCUUGGGCCAUAAGUUCAUUCCAAUACCUCGAUAUUCUAAUGGUCCUCGCGAGCUCCUUCGCCAAUUUGACCGUACUACAACACUUGUCCGCCUUGACCGAGCAAUCCGCAUUCGUUGCUUCUUUGCAGAUCAACAUCCCACUAAUGCAAACCCCGAGACUGACAACAAUACUGAUCGUCAAUACAACCCUCGAAUGUAUGUCCCAUCGGAUUGGGAGCCGCCGAGAUUCACAUAUCCUGCAAUUGUUCAACGUCGUCUCAACAAUUUCUGUAAUGCAAUUCUAGAGAAAUUUGUCCGCCGACAAGGCCGCUCAAACCUUCUCCCCCACCAACGCCGCGCUCUCCAAUGGGCCCAAACCCAAGACAAUUUUGUCAUUGCUCUCACUGACAAAAAUCUGGGCUUUUGCAUCAUUGAAAAACGUGAAUAUAUCCAGCGAGUUCGUACUCUGCUCUCAGAUGUCAACUCCUACACUCGCCUCUCUCAUGAAGACGCCAUACUUACUGCCGCUGCAGUUCAAGUUGAAAUUUUAGAAUGGAUUGCCGAUAAUCGAGUUUAUCUUGCCUCGGACGAGAUUAAGUUCAUCAAACGGCACAUCAAUCGAGUCAAAGACCCCUUUGCAGUCUUUUACCCUCUAUUUAAAAUCCACAAAACGCCAGUCGCCACACGCCCUGUUGUCUCCUAUUCCGGCAGUCUUCUCUAUGCACUUGCCGUUUGGUGUGAUGACAAAUUACUCCCUAUGGCUAAAGCCCAAAAUGCAUACCUCUCCAGUUCCUUUGAACUUCAAGCACAACUGUCCUCGCUUCAGUUACCACCUAAUGCUAAACUGUUCACUGCAGACGCACGUGCGAUGUACACCAACAUCCCCACUAGAGAGUGUCUAGACAGUAUCCGCGAAUACCUACAAGAACACUACGACAACUUCACACACGUUGAUCAUGAAACUCUGCUCUCUGCUCUAUCCAUUGUUAUGAAUAACAAUCUCUUUCGAUUUGGCGACACGUACUGGCUCCAAAAUAACGGAGCCGCUAUGGGUGCUCCACCUUGCCCAUCUUGGGCUAUGAUGUACUUUGCUCCGUUUGAAGAUGACAGUUGUGACAUCUUUUCUGACCACAUUGUCUACUAUAAACGCUACAUCGAUGAUGUCUUUGGAAUUUGGCUCCAACAACCUGGCGAUGACCAGGCCUGGAACCUCUUCAAAGCACACAUGAACACUUCCGCCCUUGUGUGGGACUUUACUGAACGCUCCCGUUCAGCUAUAUUUUUGGAUCUUCAUAUUUCCAUCACAAACACCAAUGAGAUACACACCGAUCUCUAUGAGAAGCCACUGAACCUUCAUGCCUACAUCCCUCCUCAUUCUGCACAUCCCCCUGGAGUCCUUCGAGGUAUGAUCAAAGGCAUGAUCUACCGAUUUAAAACUCUCUGCACCCUUGAGUCCGACCAAAAGAAACACAUUCUCCAGUUUUAUCGUCAUUUGGUUCAACGUGGCUACAAACCUGAUGGACUAACAACCAUCUUCAAUGAGGCUGUAGCUCAAGUCUAUGGCUCCUCAAUUACACCUCCUCCGCCCGGAGCUCUACAACCACCUGCUCCCUCUCUACACCCACUUUUCUUCCACCUUCAAUACCAUCCGAGCGACCCGCCAUCUCACGACAUCCAACGUAUAUGGCGACGUACUCUUUUCCGCCCCGCCGGAUCCCGACCACUCUCGGAUCUUGACUCCUCACACAGGAGAGGCAAGAUUGGCAUUGACCGUAUGAUCGUAUGCUACAGUCGUGCCCCUAAUCUCGAGAAUCUUGUCUCGAGCAAACGAAACCUGGAAUUCGUAGACGGCCCAACGGUGUCAUCAUUCUUUGAUGAUUAG